AUGUCGCAGUCACAACGAGUCUACUUUCUCGCCCAUGGCCGAGUCCAAGGCGUAAGCUAUCGAUACUUUGCGCAGAAGAAAGCCGCCGAGCAUAGCAUCACAGGAUGGUGUCGAAACACCGAGAACGGCAAAGUUGAGGGAGAGGCACAAGGACACGCAGACUCGAUCAAAAUGUUCUUGAAGGAACUUGACAAGGGCCCAACACAUGCACAUGUGGUUAAGUUGGACCAAGAAACUCGAGAUGUACAAGAAGAUGAAGCUCAGUUCGAAGUCCGACGAUAG
Molecule: messenger RNA, 282 nt
Organism: Hypoxylon trugodes
Lineage: Eukaryota; Fungi; Ascomycota; Sordariomycetes; Xylariales; Hypoxylaceae
Product: Acylphosphatase
Exons: 4
Coding region: 1-282 (93 amino acids)
Molecular function (GO): acylphosphatase activity
Source: RefSeq, a predicted model, not a curated record